AUGUGUUCAAGAGGUGUUUUCUAGUUGAGAAAAAUUCAACUUUAGUUUUGCGAUUUCGGAGGUAGCAGCAAGGGUGUUAGAGACUUCAUGAAUAGCGAUACAGUUAAAGAAUUUAUGGUUAAGAACCCAUAGAUCUAAUUUGAAUUUAUCAUGAGAAGAAAUAAGCAUCCCUUCUUGAGCGCUUAAUAUAUAAAUGGAUUUGUCAAGGAUAUUUCAUUAAAGAAUUAUGAAAGAGAUGAUAUUUUAGAUGAAUUCAAUAGAGCAAGAUAAUCAUUUGGCAGAAAGGCUCUCCCUUUUGCUGGUAAGAAGGUUUACACUGCCAGACCUUCUAUUUAGGGUAAAUGGACUCCCUUAACUUGGAGCACCUAUCCAAAAGUUGAAUUAUAAAUGGUUAGAGAAAUUAAAGAACCCUAAGAAGAAAUCCAACUCGUAGAUAAUGUAAAUAAGAACGUAGAAUUAGUUAACUAUAAAGAUUUUGUUCAUGCUUUCCUCAAAGACAAGAAAAUUAACGAAGAAUUUAACAGCCAAAUCGUAUAAUGA
Molecule: messenger RNA, 540 nt
Organism: Tetrahymena thermophila SB210
Lineage: Eukaryota; Ciliophora; Oligohymenophorea; Hymenostomatida; Tetrahymenidae
Product: ribosomal protein L51/S25/CI-B8 domain protein
Exons: 4
Biological process (GO): mitochondrial translation
Cellular component (GO): mitochondrial large ribosomal subunit
Molecular function (GO): structural constituent of ribosome
Source: RefSeq, a predicted model, not a curated record